AGAAGAGGCAAAAGUGAAAGUGUUAAGUACUCAUCUUGGCACAGAAGCCGUUACACUAGCGGAACAAUGCCUAAAGAACCACCUCUCGCCAAGUGUUGUUAAGACUUUACUUUAAUGAACGGACAGGCUCAUCUCUAACUUCGAAACAAAUUGAAUCUCUAAGGAAGAGUUUGCAUCAAGAGUUGUCUUGUCUUUGGUAAGCCGGACGGUACCAUCUCUCAAGUACCGCAUCAGGGAGGCGACAGCUGCAGACAGGCUACUUGCCCGAUUGCAAUCCGACCCAACAAAAUCGUUCGUUGUCCUAUUUGCCUCAUAGGAAAUGAGUGAACGACUCGAGAGACUGAGGGAUCAUCCAAGUCAAAAGAUUGGUGUUCUACUUACCGACGAUUUACCCAAUCAUGUGUGCUGGAAAGAAGUUGGAAAAGGCGAUGCUCCCUUGGAAUUCUUCCUCGAGACACUGGACAAAAUCAAGUUGAGGGAACCAUCGUACUGGACUCCCAUCUUUCAGCAGAACAGGAAAUUCAAAAACUAUGCAACAAGAACCUGGGAGAGUGGUGAGGAGAUGGUGGGAUUGGUGGAAGAGAGCCAGACUUCGGAGUUACAACAGAGCGAUUUUCCACUUACGGAUGACUACGUUGACAGUGAUGUGGAAAUUGCUACUGCUAUAGAUGUGCGUGGUGCGUACAAGACAUUACUACCAAAGUUUUCCGAUGUUGCAAAGGUGGUCAAUUCUGUGGACGAAUAUAGAAUCCUGAGAGAAGCAUUGGACAAAGCACACAGUGAGAUUUUGAAGCUGCAGAUUGAAGGAAAGUCUGCGCAUAGUGGUCAGACUGGUGUGAUGUUAAGCUUACCAGAAACCGACAAAUCAAGAAAGAGUGUCAGGGAAAGGCCAUUGACCAGUCCCGCCAAGAAAUCAAAAAGAUAAUCUAGCCAUUCCUCUUUGCCCUUUUCUUUCUCUUCACACGGUGUGAUACGCUGCUAUCUUCAUCUUCCUCAGAGGAAGAUGGUGCCGGACUGCCUGCUGGGGCUGCUGGAGAGGGAGCGGCUGCUGGAGCG
This is a messenger RNA of Seminavis robusta, 1056 nucleotides long. NCBI's taxonomy places the organism in Eukaryota, Bacillariophyta, Bacillariophyceae, Naviculales, Naviculaceae. The record is from the annotation of a GenBank genome assembly.